GAGGAAUGACUGCAUAGUCAUGGUCUGCUCCAGCUGUUACCUCACUAUCGAUUUCGUCGUCUUGGGUGUCGUCAGAGGAAGGGAUAGGAAAGGUUUCUAUGGUUUGAACUCGAAUUCUUUUGUAAACCGACUCUCGUGAAGUUUCUCCCCAGUUGUUCCACUUAAAUCGGGACGGGACAGCCCCUUUUCUGAGGCGCUUACGACCAGUAGCGGCAGUGUAAUUAGCGUCGGUAAAGUGCCGGCUACAACAAAUGUGCUGCCUCUAAGGAUCUUAAACAUUGGGCCUUCUACGCGUCGAAUAGCAUGCAUCCACUUCUUUGUCUGACAGUCGUCGCUUGGAAAAGCAUGAAAACUCAAAUAUGGUUGUCGCUGCUUAUUAUUUGUGCAAUGAGGGACGCUACAGUGACACCUCGAUGUUGCUUCAGCCAUUGUUGUUUCGACCGUUAGUCGCUUUACACAACAAACGCUGAACCGGAUGUGCGCUCUAACUUCCGUGAAAAAGGCCUAUUGUAGAAUUAAAACACGUUAUACCCCAAAAUGUUAAAAUUGACUAGAAUCAAUGAACAGCAGUAAUAAACCCCCAGUUUUACAGAUCAAUAACUAACAAAAAAGUUGUUUUAGGGUUUAGUUACCCUUUAAUAACUAAAAAUUAUCCACUUUUACUGAGAGAAGGGGUAGUAAUAAUAAUAAUAAUAAGUAAUUUAUCCACUUAUUUCUAAUUAAAUUCAUGAUUUUUAUGAAGUUCAGUCAGAACCUCCUCAGAGAAGGGAGAAAAUAUUGUUUUAUUUUUGGGUGAACCAUUCCUUCGAAACUUAACACAAUUUCCUUCAAAAUAUUGCUUUGACUUUAAUUUUAUGAAUAAAACAAACAACAAAUUAAAUAAUAUUUGCCAGAGUUUUUACAUGUACCUUCCUCUGUCUUCAGCAUGGCAACUCCAUCUCCAUCUCCAUCUCCAACUCCAACUCCAACUCCAACUGCAUUUUUGACUUGCAAGUGUGUUGCAACCAAGUUGAGCCAGCGAGCCCAGAGCUUCACCAAGGGACAGAAAAUAGAUAUUGGAAGAUUUAAAACACAGUGUUUGAGUGCCCUUUCUGACGGGUCAAAAACCUAUUUAAAUAAAAAAGAUGGCUUUACCCCGGAUUUUGAGGAGGGAGUGAGCUAUGUACUCCAAAAACACACUAUAUCAAAUGCAUAUGGACAGAUACAUUUGUUUGUGGGUCCUGGAACCCUGAAAUUCAAAACGGUUCCAAUGGAGAUCACAGAGGAGGCAAUGAUGCAGGCCAAACAUGCCCUGUGUCCGGCUUCCCCACUGAUGAGUGGGGAAGAACAGGACAUCUUCUCUCAGGGUGGAUACCUCAGCCUCCAGGGAAAGAUCAUAGAAUUGUGUGGCGCGAGGAUGACUAGAUCCAACGUCCCCAUUCUGGACAUGCGGCUCCAGUGUGGAGGAAAGGCCUUUGACGUGUCGCUGUGGAGGGAUGAGGCGCUGACGGACCUCUACGUGGGUGACGAGGUGGUGCUCACACACCUUCGUCCCUGCAUUUUUAAGAACGGCCAGAGGAAAUUCCAGUCCUCGGCCUACACGUCUGUGCAGAUCCCUGAGGGCCAGGUUGAGGAAACUGAGGUAGACAUCAUUGGUGUCUCUGAGGUCAACGACACCUGCACAUUCCUCAGCAGUGAGUCGGAGGCCAACAGAGGAGGAGAGCCCGACGGCGGCCCCGUGAGCGGUCCCAGGAUGGUCCGUCGAAGGUGGAGCAGACGCUGUUGGAGCUUCUGA
This is a messenger RNA of Xyrauchen texanus (razorback sucker), 1774 nucleotides long. RefSeq lists its product as uncharacterized. The coding region runs from base 926 to 1774 and encodes 282 amino acids. The transcript has 4 exons. The record is from RefSeq and is a predicted model, not a curated record. NCBI's taxonomy places the organism in Eukaryota, Metazoa, Chordata, Actinopteri, Cypriniformes, Catostomidae.